AUGGGAGGGGCUACGAGCAGCCAAUCACAGCCUCUCCUGUCUCACCAUCGAGCAGCCAAUCACAGCCUCUCCUGUCUCACCAUCGAGAAGCCAAUCACAGCCUCUCCUGUCUCACCAUCGAGCAGCCAAUCACAGCCUCUCCUGUCUCACCAUCGAGCAGCAGCCAAUCACAGCCUCUCCUGUCUCACCAUCGAGCAGCCAAUCACAGCCUCUCCUGUCUCUAUAGUUCUGGACCAUCGUCUUCAACAGCAGCUCGAGGCACCGGGGAUGGAGAUUUCAGAUCAUAUCUUUACCACAUAA
This is a messenger RNA of Knipowitschia caucasica, 300 nucleotides long. The record is from the annotation of a GenBank genome assembly. NCBI's taxonomy places the organism in Eukaryota, Metazoa, Chordata, Actinopteri, Gobiiformes, Gobiidae.